This is a messenger RNA of Merops nubicus (carmine bee-eater), 2359 nucleotides long. It is a transcript of the gene ASTN1, whose product is annotated as astrotactin 1. The annotation marks the transcript as partial. Gene Ontology annotation, molecular function: protein binding. The transcript is spliced from 15 exons. The record is from RefSeq and is a predicted model, not a curated record. NCBI's taxonomy places the organism in Eukaryota, Metazoa, Chordata, Aves, Coraciiformes, Meropidae. Gene Ontology annotation, biological process: neuron migration; neuron cell-cell adhesion.
GCCUUGGCCAUACACCAUCUUCCAGCGUGGCUUUGACUUGGUGCUGGGUGAGCAGCCAUCUGACAAGAUUUUUCGGUUCACCUACACGCUGGGGGAAGGCAUGUGGCUUCCGCUGAGCAAGAGCUUUGUCAUCCCACCAGCCGAGCUGGCCAUCAACCCCUCGGCCAAGUGCAAGACCGACAUGACAGUGAUGGAGGACGCGGUGGAGGUCAGGGAAGAGCUGAUGACCUCCUCCUCCUUCGACAGCCUGGAGGUCCUCCUUGACUCCUUCGGCCCCGUCCGUGACUGCUCCCGGGACAAUGGUGGCUGCAGCAAGAACUUCCGCUGCAUUUCAGACCGCAAGCUGGACUCCACGGGCUGUGUGUGCCCGACAGGACUGAGCCCCAUGAAGGACGGCACGGGCUGCUACGACCGUCAUGUUGGUGUGGACUGCUCAGAUGGCUUCAACGGGGGCUGUGAGCAGCUGUGCCUGCAGCAGAUGGUCCCCCUGCCUGAGGAGCCCCUGCUCUACAACAUCCUCAUGUUCUGUGGGUGCAUCGAGGACUACAAGCUGGGCACGGAUGGGCGGUCGUGCCAGCUCAUCUCGGAGUCAUGCCCCGAGGUGGGGGACUGUGGCGAGCCCCGCGAGCUGCCCAUGAACCAGACGCUCUUUGGGGAGCUCUUCUAUGGCUACAACAACCACUCCAAGGAGGUGGCAGCAGGGCAAGUGCUCAAAGGGACUUUCAGACAGAACAACUUUGCCCGGGGCCUGGAGCAGCAGCUGCCAGACGGGCUGGUGGUGGCCACAGUACCCUUGGAGAACCAGUGCCAAGAGGAGCUCUCCGACCCCAUGCCCGACCCCGAGUUCCUCACUGGAAUGGUGAACUUCAGCGAGGUGUCUGGGUACCCCCUCUUGCAGCACUGGAAGGUGCAGUCCGUGAUGUACCACGUCCGUCUCAACCAGCUGACCAUCUCCCAGUCCUUCAGCAAUGCACUUCACUCUCUGGAUGGGGCCACCUCCCGUGGAGAUUUUGUGGCACUGCUGGACCAGUUUGGCAACCACUACAUACAGGAGGCAGUGUAUGGCUUCGAGGAGUCCUGCUCCAUCUGGUAUCCCAACAGGCAGGUCCAGCGACAGCUCUGGCUGGAGUACGAGGACAUUAGCAAAGGCAACUCCCCCUCGGAUGAGUCAGAGGAGCGGGAGCGGGACCCCAAGGUGCUGACCUUCCCCGAGUACAUCGCCAGCCUCUCCGAGUCGGGCAGCAAGCGCGUGGCCGCGGGCGUGCGGAUGGAAUGCCAGAGCCGGGGGCGCUGCCCUUCCUCCUGCCCGCUCUGCCACGCCGCCUCCAGCCCCGACCUGCCGCCCGAGCCCAUCCUGCUGGAGGUCACCAAAGCGGCCCCCAUCUACGAGCUCGUCACCAACAACCAGACCCAGCGGCUCUUGCAGGAGGCCACCAUGAGCUCGCUGUGGUGCUCGGGCAGCGGGGACGUCAUCGAGGACUGGUGCCGCUGUGACUCGAGCGCCUUUGGGGCUGAUGGGCUGCCCACCUGCGCCCCUCUCCCGCACCCCGUCCUGCGGCUCUCCACCAUUCAUGAGCCCAGCAGCACACUGGUAGUGCUGGAGUGGGGCCACUCAGAGCCCCCCAUCGGGGUGCAGAUCGUCGACUACCUCCUCCGUCAAGAGAAGGUCACUGACAGAACGGACCACUCCAAGGUGGAGACAGAGACGGUGCUGAGCUUUGUGGAUGACAUCAUCUCCGGCGCCAAGUCACCCUGCGCCAUGCCAGCCCAAGUGCCUGACAGACUCUCCUCCACCAUCUCCCUCAUCAUUCGCUGCCUGGAGCCUGACACCACUUACAUGUUCACGCUCUGGGGAGUCGAUAACACAGGAAGACGCUCCAGGUCCAGUGACGUGACGGUCAAGACCCCUUGUCCUGUGGUGGAUGAUGUGAAAGCUCAAGAAAUAGCAGACAAGAUCUACAACCUCUUCAACGGCUACACCAGUGGCAAGGAGCAGCAAACAGCCUACAACACUCUGCUGGACCUGGGUUCCCCCAGCCUGCACCGAGUCCUUUACCACUACAACCAGCACUAUGAGAGCUUUGGGGAGUUCACGUGGCGCUGUGAAGAUGAGCUGGGGCCCAGGAAGGCCGGCCUCAUCCUCUCGCAGCUGGGGGACCUCAGCAGCUGGUGCAACGGCCUCCUGCAGGAGCCCAAGAUCAGCCUCCAGCGCUCGUCCCUCAAGUACCUCGCCUGCCGCUACAGCGAGAUCAAGCCCUAUGGGCUCGACUGGUCGGAGCUCAGCCGGGACCUCAAGAAGACGUGCGAGGAGCAGACACUGAGUGUCCUUUACAAUGACUACGGUGACAAGGACUACUGA